Molecule: messenger RNA, 3354 nt
Organism: Labeo rohita (rohu)
Lineage: Eukaryota; Metazoa; Chordata; Actinopteri; Cypriniformes; Cyprinidae
Gene: adrb1
Product: adrenoceptor beta 1
Exons: 1
Coding region: 45-1277 (410 amino acids)
Biological process (GO): positive regulation of heart rate by epinephrine-norepinephrine; adenylate cyclase-activating adrenergic receptor signaling pathway; norepinephrine-epinephrine-mediated vasodilation involved in regulation of systemic arterial blood pressure
Cellular component (GO): membrane
Molecular function (GO): beta1-adrenergic receptor activity
Source: RefSeq, a predicted model, not a curated record
UUCAGUGAGCGCGUCUGGGCGCUGGGCUGGAGAGCAGAGCGCGGAUGGAAGCGCGCCACACAGGACCUGAAGUUCUGAAUGAACGCGCUUCAAUUCUCCGCACCAUGGGAGACGGUUUACCGUCCGUAAACUACAGCAAUGACUCUAAACGCGCCACGGUGGAUCUUAACUUAUCAGAGCAGUGGCUCGUAUGCAUGGGAAUCAUCAUGGGUCUGAUAGUGUUCAUCAUUGUAGUGGGAAAUAUACUGGUUAUAGUCGCCAUAGCGCGGAAUCAGAGGCUCCAGACGCUCACCAAUGUUUUCAUCGUGUCUCUGGCGUGCGCAGACCUCAUCAUGGGGUUACUGGUAGUGCCAUUUGGUGCAGCCUUGGAGGUCAGAGGAGCCUGGAUGUAUGGAUCGUUCUUCUGUGAAUUCUGGAUAUCUGUUGAUGUACUUUGCGUCACGGCGAGCAUCGAGACCCUGUGCGUAAUUGCAAUAGACAGGUAUAUCGCCAUCAUCUCUCCGUUUCGCUAUCAAAGUCUUUUAACAAAAGCACGAGCCAAGGUUGUGGUUUGUGGAGUGUGGGCUAUAUCAGCUCUGGUGUCAUUUCCACCCAUCCUAAUGCACUGGUCCCGGGACAGCGAGGAGACAGCGUGCUAUGACAAUCCCGAGUGCUGUGACUUCAUCACCAACCGCGCAUAUGCCAUCUCCUCUUCUAUUAUAUCGUUUUACAUCCCUUUAACAGUCAUGAUAUUCGUUUAUGCCAGAGUGUACAGAGAAGCCAAACAACAGAUGAACAAAAUCAACAAAUGUGAAGGAAGGUUCUACAACAAUCACGGUACUAAUUGCAAACCUAACCGAAAACGAACCACCAAGAUCCUGGCUUUAAAAGAGCAGAAGGCGUUGAAAACGUUGGGAAUAAUCAUGGGAACGUUCACUCUCUGCUGGCUGCCCUUCUUCAUCGUUAACGUGGUGCGGGUGUUUUGCGCACAAGUGGUGGAUAAGGAACUCUUCGUGUUUUUGAACUGGCUGGGGUACGUGAACUCCGCCUUCAACCCCAUCAUAUACUGUCGGAGUCCCGACUUCAGGAAAGCCUUCAAGAGGCUGUUGUGUUGUCCGAGGCAAGCGGACCGCAGGCUGCACGUAAGUUCGUGCGAUCUGUCGCGCUGCACCGGGGGCUUUGGGAACUCAAUGGAGCAGAGCAUGCUUGGGACGUGGUCGGACUGUAACGGCGCGGACAGCAGCGACUGCAGUCUGGAGAGGAACGGCAGGAUCUCCCAUUCAGAGUCUCAGCUGUAAAAGUGUGACUUAUUUAAUCAAUAUUACACGAGCUGGAGUGCCGUUUGUUUCUCAUAUCAGGUAAUUACGACCACGUUGAAAGUGUGAUAGGCUAUUGCUUAUUCGAUUAACAAUGAAUAUGAGAUGAACUACGUUUCAGAGAAAAAAUGGCCAGUCCUACAUUUCUUCUUCGUCAACGAAAACAGUUUCAGAAAAAAAAUCUAAGUAUUAUUUUUUAUUAUCGCCAAGCAACGCACAAACUAAAUAUAUGGGUGGAGCGGAGCGACAUAGGUUCCCCUUUCCCCACCCAUUACGCGUGUAAUCACUCCGCUCCAGCUCCACUCCGGUUUCGCACCGAGCGAUCGUGCAUCCAGAAAAAACGCGCACUCGCUUCCACUUCAACAUGCUGAGCCAUGAACACGAGUAAGCGAAGUGACACAAACAGUGAAUGGUCCAAGUGCCAUUAUUAAUUCAGCACUUUUGUAUCCACCUUUUUCUUUAAGAACUUCCAGUUUAUUAUUUUCAUGAGAAAAUUAACAGCGUGCUGUAAACAGUAAAAAUGUUUGCUUUACAAACCAGUGUGCUCAUAAUUAAGAUAACAGAUUAAAAUAAUACAGUAAACCCCACCAGUCUGCAGUGUCAAGCAGCAAAACCAGCAGUUUGUACAGCUAAAAAUAGCUAGAGGUGGAUGAGACGGAAGUCACACCCAUACAAUUUAGAAAUGGCCGCGGUCGAGGCCGCGGCCGCUCUCACGGUUAGAAAAAGGUGGAUAAAAUAGAUAACUCGACAACCGAAAUUUUGCAAUGUUGAAACAAAAAACCAUAAUGAACCCAUUUAAAUCCAGUUUUUUUUUCCAGCUAAAUUAGCAUAUAUAUUUAGAGAACGCAUUGAAGCAAAAUACUAAAUGAAAUGAAACCGUGUUUUUUUUGCCUGACACUAUUGUAACCAAUGAGAAUCUAGUCAAAUCACUGUUAGUCAGUAAAACCAAUAAGUUAAAAUCAAGCAGCAUCAUUUAAUAUUUUUACUAUUCAGUAAUUGCGCAGAAAAAGGUUAUUCUAAGCUACAUGCCUAUAUUUCUUCAUUUAAUGUAACAAUAUGCGUUAAAACAUACAAUUUUGAUUCAGUCAAGCGAAUCAGUUAUUCAAAAUGUGAUUACUGAUGUAUACUGUGAUAUAAUUCAUAUGAAACACUAUUCUAAAAAAAUACAUUCAUAAUUUUAUUUAUCAUAUACGUAAAUGAGCAAACUGGAAUUAACAGCUCUGAUCAUGUGACUGUUUAAACCAGCUGUUUAAAAAUUAGGUCAUCACAUUAAAUUAAAACAGUCUGAACCAUAUUGUUGAGGAUGGUUUAUAAAAUACACACAUACACAAAAAAUAAAAGCUUUUUAGGUAAUCUCAUAAGCAAAUGCUAGCCACAAAUGUUAAUGUGGGAUUAAACGGGUUCAAACAUUUUACAGUGGUUGAUUUGUAUAAACUGAUUUUUUUUUUUUUUGAAAUACAAACCAUUCAGUAUUUAGCAGUAAUAAAUGGCAGUUUGGACUGACUGAAGCAGUCUUCAUUCUUUAUUCAGUUUUCAUCGUUCAUAGCAAUGUUUUCAGGCUUUCAGCCUUUACAUUGCAGAAUGUUUUAUUCUUGAAUGUGCGAUAUUAAAUCUUGUUUUACCUCAUACCUGUAUAAUGUGCAAAUUGUACAAGGAGGAAUUUGUUUAUAUUAAACAAAGUGUUAAAAUGUACAGUAUUUAUUUGAUGCAUUGUACAGCAUAUACAAAAAAGCGUGGCAAUGUGAUAAUGUUAAAUAUGACUUGUGAUUUGCACCUUAUUUGUGUCAAAUGUGAGCUGCCCUUGGGGCAAUGAGCUUCGUGCAUUUUCCAUUCAUUUCGAAUUUCUACCAGUUUGAUAUGUUACUAGAUUGAUUUAUCUGUAAAUGAGAUGCACAGACAUAUUUUUGGGCAGGUUUUGUUAUGAAUAUAUUGUCUCCAACUUCACAUUUUUACAGAAAUAAUUUAUGUACCAGUGCCUCAUGUGAAGUAUUGUAUAAGAUUCAUCAUGUUGACGUCAAGUUGGCUAGCGUGCAAUAAAACGUGAUAUUGUGAAAAGGCA